Molecule: messenger RNA, 2593 nt
Organism: Spinacia oleracea (spinach)
Lineage: Eukaryota; Viridiplantae; Streptophyta; Magnoliopsida; Caryophyllales; Amaranthaceae
Exons: 9
Coding region: 360-1568 (402 amino acids)
Molecular function (GO): RNA binding
Source: RefSeq, a predicted model, not a curated record
UAUCUUCUUCAACCUAAUUUCAGUUUUCUGGCGGAAAAACUUUCAUACAAUCAGCAAGUUUGCUUGGGAAACGUGAAUAUUAGAUUGAAAUCUCGUUUCCCAUUCGUUUCCGGGAUGAAUUCAGUUUCAAACACUUCUCUAUUUUUCUGAAACGGUUUCGGUGCGUUCCGAAACGCGUUUCCCGGUUUCCCCGUUCCAGGACGUUUCGGAAACGAUUGUUUUUAGGAAGUAUGAUCACAUGAAAAGCUUGAGAAGACAGCUAUGCUUUGGAACAUGACUAUGCAGUAGAUGAAUGAUACAGUUUUGAGGAUGAGAAGAUUACGUGAUUAGGACGUGUCCUUUAUUUUUGUAGGUCUCCCAUGGCUAGUUCUUGCUUUCAUUGCCUCAGACGGGCUGCUAGGUUCUCUGUGUCACUAUUCAAUACUUCCCAAUUGGAUUUUCUUUCUCCUAGGUUGACUUCGUAUAAUCCUGGAACCCUUUGGGGAAUUUGCAGACCAUUGUGUUUUCCAUACACAUCAGAACCCUGUUUAGUGUCCCGGAAUUUCAGUUAUGGCACAGUGAACUUGGUUAUUUCUCAGGGGAAACCCAAAUUUGAAGUCCAAGAAGUUGAUCCUCCAAAGAAAGACAAGUGGAAGACGAAGAAGAGGCUCAAGAUGCAGAGGUUGAGAGAGAAAAAAGAGAGGAAAGCAGCAAAUAGAAGAGAUCCACGGCGUCUCACUGUUAAGAGGAAGAAGCAAAAGUUUGCUAGUGUUGAGGAUAGGAUCAAAGACAAGCUCGAAAGGGCAAGAAUCAAAGAGGCUUUAUUGGUUGAGCGCCUCAAAAAGUAUGAAGUUCCAAAGGUUCAGGGUCCUGUUGUUCGACCACACAAGAUAAAUGGUGAGGAGAAGUUUUAUUUCAAGAAGAUGGCCCAGAAAAGGUCUAAUUAUGUUCCAGUUGGAAGAAGAGGUGUUUUUGGUGGUGUCAUUCUCAACAUGCAUAUGCACUGGAAGAAACAUGAAACCGUGAAAGUCUUCUUUAAGCCUUGUAAACCAGGCCAAAUACAUGAAUAUGUGCAAGAAAUAGAACGAUUGAGUGGUGGUAUAGCAAUACAAAUAAUCGGAGAUGACACCUCUAUAUUCUAUAGAGGAAAGAACUAUGUGCAACCGGAAAUCAUGUCACCCAUUGAUACACUGUCCAAGAAAAGGGCCUUGGAGAAAUCCAAGUAUGAGCAAUCACUGGAAACUGUGAGGCAUUUCAUUGCUGUUGCUGAAAAGGAAUUGGAGCUUUAUUACAGGCAUAUAGCACUGUAUGGUAUUUCAAACAAGCAGACAUGUAGUACAAUUGCUCAAAAUUCAAUAGAAGACUCAAAUGAUACUGUAAAUCGUCAUUUCACAAAAAGCAAAAUUCUUGAGUCAACCCUCUAUUCUACAUGCGAUCCUCAAAUGGAUUAUGAUUCCUCGGAUCAAGAAUUAAAUGGUACUGGAAAUGUGUCUUCCAGUGAGACAGAGCUAGAUGGUGACUGCAUGUCUGAUGAUGAAGACGAUCUGGAUUCUGAAGGGAGAGAGGAAGCUUUACCAAAAUUAACGUAAGAGAGGUUCAUAAAUCCACAAUGCAUGAUUGCAUUCUGCAAGUUACUCUACCUCAGAUAUGCUCUUUUCUGACCAGGCCCUCGUCUCGUAUUUAUGGCAUCCUGGAAAGAGGAGGAUACACCUUCAAAAUCUACAGAAGUUGUUGUUCCUGGUACAAAUAUUGUUGGUGGUAUGAUGCCAGGCGGUUUUGCACCACCUGGAACUUAUGGAGUUAUGCAGCGGCCCAUGUAAUUCUGCUUGCCAGGCAAUUGAGUUUCUUAUACAGAAAGGAGUUCCAGAAGCCCAUAUUAUUUUUCUGAACCUUAUAUCAGCACCUGAAGACUUCCAUUGUGUUUGCAAACGUUACCCGUCCUUGAAGAUUGUCACUUCAGAGAUUGAUGCUGCGUUGAAUGAUGAGUAUCGUGUAAUACCUGGCAUGGGAGAAUUUGGGGAUCGUUAUUUUGGUACUGAUGACUGAAGAUGCAAGGAGGUUGAGCAACUGGUAGCAGAGAACACUACACUCUUCGAGAAGCUGAACGCGACAGCUCAACAGCUCAGAGAAGCCACAACAACAAUUUGUGUGCUUAAGUCAGAUGUUCAAGCUUUGAGAGCCAAGGUAUAUAGAGGAACUUAAAUAAGCUUUUUAAUCAUCUUAAUUUAAUUAUAUUAAGUUUUGCAGAGUAUGUAUAAAUGACUUGAGGUGAAAAUUAAUUAUUCAUGGGUUACAAGAGGCACUAUGAACUAGCUUCUUCAGAUUACUACAUUAUGUUCACCUUCUCCAGUUGAACUUAUCAAGUGUUUGGAGGCAAUCAAGGAAAAUGCUUUUAUGCUUCAGACUACCCGGCCAUCGUUACAUUUGAAGACCAUUUAGACUCUUUUCUUCAUGCUAAAGUCGCCCAGGAAAGUUCGCUCACAUAGACUAACUUUUUUCAUAAAAUUAUAAAAUCAGUUGUAUUGAUCCUAUAGUGACCUAUUUUUUUCCCUUUAAUUCAGAUGGUCUAUACAACAUUUGGAAAUAUACUCUUUCUAUACUCUUUCCAGGCAUA